GUAUCGGGGGAUCUAAGGCACCAGUCUUGUAUUCCAUACCGGACAAUCCGAUAGCCUUUGUGACAUCAAAUCUCAACGAGAUGUAAUCGGUAACCAUUCGCUCUGUCAUGUCCAAGCGUCGUCCACCACUUGCAUCCCCUGGUACUAAACGUAGAAAAGUCGCUGACCAGACUCAGAUUGACUCUUUUUUCUCCCCCCAAAAAUCAACCUUGAAUCUGUCCAAGUCCCUUGCAAGUCCGUCCGUAAAGCGAGGCUCGCAAAGUUCCAUACCCAAGAGCAAUAAAGGAUCCUCGAGUCAAUCAGAAACGUCCUCUACUGCCCGAGAGGUUGUCGAUGUUGAUUCAUGGGAUUCCGGGUUCCCCGGCGUCUUAGGCCCCAUACAUGAUUCCUUACCUGUCACAAAGCCCUCAUCGGACCCGUCGUUGUUUUUCCCACCGAAUCAUAUCGGAACAACUAAAAAUUCCUCUGUACCUUACGCGUUUCUCGCAAACACACUUUCCGAAGUGGCGAGAACUCGCUCGCGCAUUUCCAUUAUCAAUUCGCUAACAAAUGCAUUUCGCAUCAUUCUUAUGCACGAUCCUAUAUCGCUACUUCCGGCUAUUUAUUUGCUCUCCAAUACUUUGUCGCCUCCAUACAUCCAAACUGAGCUAGGUUUAGGGCCAUCUACCAUCUCUCAAUCGAUCCAACACGUCUCUGGCCUACCAUCUUCCGCCCUUAGAAAGUUAUACAAUAAGACUGGCGAUCCAGGAGAUGUUGCAGUCGAGGCGAAAUCGAACAUGCGAACAUUGUUGCCCCAUCCUCCAUUGCUUGUUCCUUAUGUAUACGAGGCUCUCCUGAAAAUCUCAAAGAGUAAAGGUCAAGGAGCCUCGAAACAGAGGCAAAGCAUCGCUGAGAAGCUCUUGGUGUCGGCGAAAGGAGAGGAAACACGCUUCCUGGUCCGCACUUUAUGCCAAAAUCUUCGUGUUGGGGCAGUGAGAACGUCGAUUCUGACGGCGCUAGCAAGGGCCAUUGUACUGACGCCGCUCGACUCCCAGUUGAAGUUCGCGAUCCCAGAGCAUUCUACCUGGUAUGCCACUAAGACCUUAUUAGACGCCGCCUGUCCUGUCAUGGAAGGCAAAUCUAAUUCGGCUCGGGACGUUUUAUAUGGGAAAUUCAAAAACGCUGAGACUCUGAUUCGCCAGAUCUUCUGCCAGCAUCCCAAUUAUGAUCAUAUAAUAAAGGGACUCUUCGAAGUUAGGCUGGAUGGUCUUGCAGAGAAAGUGCCUCUGGCCGUCGGUGUUCCUUUGUAUCCCAACCUUGGUAGUCCCAUACGAUCUUUGGAUGAGAUCUACGAGCGUCUGGGCGACCUCCCUUUCACUGCAGAAUUCAAGUACGACGGGCAAAGAGCGCAGAUACAUGCUUGGAAACCUACAGAUGACGUCGUAAAGGUUAGCAUAUUUUCCCGUCAUCUGGAAGAUAUGUCAAGUAAAUAUCCUGAUGUUGUUGCUCUCGUCGAGCGCAUGUUAUUGUCAUCAAAAGCACAGAAUUUCAUCAUGGACUCAGAGAUAGUCGCCAUUGACCCUAGCGACGGAAGCCUACGCACUUUUCAAGAAUUGUCUACCCGUGCGCGUAAAGACGUAAACUUGUCUGACGUUCAAGUUCCAGUGUGCGUCUUUGGAUUCGAUUUGAUGUAUCUGGAUGGGAAGAAGCUACUAGAAACAGACUUUCGUCAUCGACGUGCACUCCUCCAAACGCGAUUCUCCCCACUGAACAUGGGAACUAAGGAACGGACUCGUUUCGAUCACGUCGAACGAUGCGAAAGUGUCGAUGGACGUCUAGCCGUUGAAGCCUUUUGGGCGAAAGCUAUUGAUAGUCGUAGCGAGGGCUUGAUGAUUAAACUGCUGGACACAGAAAUACCUGAGUAUACCCCUGAUAAGGAGACGGGCUCGAACAAGAAGCCUCUCUUUGCUACAUACAAUGCAGACAAGCGCACAUAUGCAUGGAUGAAAUUGAAGAAGGAUUAUGUUAUGGAAGGUGGGGUCUCUGAUUCGUUGGACCUCAUUCCAAUCGGUGCUUGGAAUGGUAAUGGUCGAAAAGCGAAGUUCUGGAGCCCCAUCCUCCUCGCUAUGUGGAACCCAAGUUCGGGACGUGCCACUGCGGUCUGCAAGUGCAUGUCAGGAUUCAGUGACACUUUCUACAAGGAUGUCACUGAUCGGUAUACUUUAACGGAAGAUUCAGACGUUUGUUCACAAAAGCCCCUUUGGGAUUGCGAGCUAGGCGGCUUUCGACCUGAUGUUUACUUUAAGCCACAAGAAGUAUGGGAGAUACGAGGGGCGGAUAUUACCAUCAGCCCAGUCUCUAUUGCAGCUAAAGGAUUGGUCUCUAGUACGAAAGGCCUUAGUCUCCGAUUCCCCCGCUUCAUCAAGAUCAGGGAAGACAAAGGAAUAUCACAAGCGAGUACACCCCAAUUCCUUGCUGACAUGUACACAAGUCAGCAAGGAAGGUCAGGAAGGAAAGGGGGCCAUGAUGAAGGCGACUUGGUUGACAUCGAUGUUAGUUGCUCGGGUGCUGAAGAGGAGGACGAAGGGGAAGAAGAGGAGGGGUAGUCGUUUACUCGGGAUCAUAUUUUACGAUCCAAGUCUCUGCAGAUGGAAUGACUAUAUGUAAUUGUGAGACCAGU
Messenger RNA from Guyanagaster necrorhizus, 2659 nucleotides. Its product is annotated as ATP-dependent DNA ligase. Gene Ontology annotation, cellular component: nucleus. Bases 108 to 2585 code for a protein of 825 amino acids. Gene Ontology annotation, molecular function: DNA ligase (ATP) activity; ATP binding; DNA binding. The transcript has 11 exons. NCBI's taxonomy places the organism in Eukaryota, Fungi, Basidiomycota, Agaricomycetes, Agaricales, Physalacriaceae. Gene Ontology annotation, biological process: DNA biosynthetic process; lagging strand elongation; DNA repair. The record is from RefSeq and is a predicted model, not a curated record.